AUGGACACAAAGAAUGAUGGACGUACGGAUGACAUCGAACUUAGCGCACAAGGAACUAGUAAUAAGCCGAGUGAUGUGGCCAUCAAAUCCGAUCUGCCCGAGCGAGGAACCUGGGCCAGCAAGCUCGACUUUAUCCUCUCUGUCAUCGGGUUAGCCAUCGGUCUUGGCAACGUCUGGCGGUUCCCUUACCUCUGCUACAAGAAUGGAGGAGGCGCCUUCCUCAUCCCCUACUUCCUCACGCUCAUCCUGGCUGGUAUACCGAUGUUCUUCAUGGAGCUGGCCAUGGGGCAGAUGCUUACUAUCGGCGGAUUGGGGGUGUUUAAGAUUGCUCCCAUUUUCAAAGGUAUCGGGUAUGCAGCCGCGGUCAUGUCCUGCUGGAUGAACGUGUACUACAUCGUCAUAUUGGCCUGGGCCAUCUUCUACUUCUUCAUGUCCAUGCGAUCAGACGUGCCGUGGCGGACUUGCGACAAUUACUGGAACACCGCAACCUGUGUCAACCCUUACGACCGACGGAACCUGACCUGCUGGUCAUCACCAGUCGACAUGAGCACCUUCUGCAUGCUGAAUGGGAAGAACAUCAGCAAGGCGGUCUUGUCUGACCCUGUCAAGGAGUUUUGGGAACGCCGCGCCCUCCAAAUCUCGAGCGGUAUAGAAAAUAUCGGUAACAUAAGAUGGGAGCUCGCCGGGACUCUGCUGCUGGUGUGGGUCCUCUGCUACUUCUGCAUCUGGAAGGGCGUCAGGUGGACUGGGAAGGUCGUCUACUUCACCGCCUUGUUCCCUUACUUCUUGCUGACCGUUCUUUUGAUCAGAGGAAUCACUCUUCCUGGAGCUUUGGAAGGGAUCAAGUUCUACGUGAUGCCCAACAUGUCCAAGCUGAUGGAGUCAGAAGUGUGGAUUGACGCCGUUACUCAGAUCUUUUUCUCGUAUGGUCUGGGUUUAGGCACUUUGGUCGCCCUGGGCAGUUAUAACAAGUUCACUAAUAACGUUUACAAAGACGCGCUGAUAGUGUGUUCAGUGAAUUCCAGUACCUCAAUGUUUGCUGGGUUCGUCAUCUUCUCUGUCGUCGGAUUUAUGGCUCAUGAGCAGCAACGACCAGUCGCUGAAGUGGCUGCUUCAGGUCCUGGACUCGCGUUCUUGGCGUAUCCUUCAGCAGUGCUUCAAUUGCCAGGCGCCCCUCUCUGGUCAUGUUUGUUCUUCUUCAUGCUCCUCCUCAUUGGUCUUGACAGCCAGUUCUGCACCAUGGAGGGCUUCAUCACGGCUGUAAUUGAUGAGUGGCCAAAACUGCUCAGGAGGAGGAAGGAGAUAUUUAUCGCCAUUACCUGUUUUAUAUCGUAUUUGGUUGGACUUUCUUGUAUUUCUGAGGGCGGUAUGUACGUUUUCCAAAUCCUCGAUUCCUACGCUGUGUCCGGCUUCUGCUUGUUGUUCCUCAUAUUCUUCGAGUGCGUCUCCAUCUCCUGGGCCUUCGGCGUCAACCGCUUCUAUGACGGCAUCAAGGAGAUGAUCGGCUACUACCCUACCAUCUGGUGGAAGUUCUGCUGGGUCGGAUUCACGCCUGCUAUUUGCAUCAGCGUGUUCAUCUUCAACCUGGUUCAAUGGAAGCCCAUAAAAUACAUGAACUAUGAGUACCCGUGGUGGUCGCAUGCCUUCGGCUGGUUCACCGCCCUGUCUUCCAUGCUGUGUAUCCCUGGGUACAUGGUCUAUCUGUGGAAGGUCACCCCCGGAACUAGACAAGAGAAAUUCAAUAAGAUCGUUCGCAUCCCUGAGGACGUUCCAGCUCUGCGGACAAAAAUGCAAGCGGAGGAGUUGGCGAAACAUCAUGGAAAUGCCUAG
Molecule: messenger RNA, 1830 nt
Organism: Amyelois transitella
Lineage: Eukaryota; Metazoa; Arthropoda; Insecta; Lepidoptera; Pyralidae
Gene: Gat
Product: sodium- and chloride-dependent GABA transporter 1
Exons: 11
Coding region: 1-1830 (609 amino acids)
Biological process (GO): sodium ion transmembrane transport
Cellular component (GO): membrane
Source: RefSeq, a predicted model, not a curated record